Molecule: messenger RNA, 1303 nt
Organism: Peromyscus leucopus (white-footed mouse)
Lineage: Eukaryota; Metazoa; Chordata; Mammalia; Rodentia; Cricetidae
Gene: Anxa9
Product: annexin A9
Exons: 14
Coding region: 238-1275 (345 amino acids)
Cellular component (GO): cytoplasm
Molecular function (GO): calcium-dependent phospholipid binding; calcium ion binding
Source: RefSeq, a predicted model, not a curated record
AGCAAGACGGGAGGCUAGGUUUCUGUGGUCCCAACCUGGCCCCGCAGGGAGAGCAACGCACAAAGCCUCCUGUGUCCUUGGCUGAGUUGAGAGGCUGAGCAGAGUUCACUUGCGUGGGUUAAGGACCAGUUCCUGGGAGGAGAGAUGCUAGGCAGGGAGGCUACACAGGAGCUGGUGCCCACACAGGCCACAACACCCGCCUCACCGCUGGCACCUCUGGGGGAAGCCAGCUGAACUAUGUCUGUGAGCAGUGGAAGGAUGGGAACAUCCCUCACCCAGGAGAUCCUCAGCUCCCUGGGCCUUGCCAGCAAGACAGCAGCUUGGGGGACCCUGGGCACCCUCAGGACUUUCUUGAGCUUCAGUGUGGACAAGGAUGUUCAGAAGCUGCUGAAGGCCAUUACAGGCCAAGGUGUGGACCACAGCGCCAUUGUGGAUGUGCUGACCAAUCGGAGCAGAGAGCAGAGACAGCUCAUCUCUCGAGCCUUCCAAGAGCGAACCAAACAGGACCUAUUGAAGUCUCUGCAGGCAGCACUUUCUGGCCACCUCGAAAAAAUUGUGGUUGCCCUCCUACAACCCGCAGCCCAGUUUGAUGCCCAGGAACUGAGGACGGCCUUGAAGGCCUCAGGUUCUGCCGAGGAUGUGGCCUUGGAAAUCCUGGCCACCCGAGCAGCACCCCAGCUGCAGGAGUGCCUGGCAGUUUAUAAGCACGAUUUCCAGGUGGAGGCUGAGGAAGAUAUCAGAACUGAGACCAAUGGCAUCUUGCAGGACCUGCUCCUGGCCCUGAGCAAGGGGGGCCGAGAGAGAUACUCUGGAAUCAUUGACUACAACUUGGAAGAACAAGAUGUCCGGGCACUCCAGCAGACCGGAGGAUCCAGUAUGGCAGGUCAAUGGGUCCUGAUCUUUACCCAACGGAGUCCUGAACACCUUAUCCGAGUAUUUGAUCAGUAUCGGAGAAGCACUGGGCAAGAAUUAGAGGAUGCUAUCCGGAACUGUUUCCAUGGAGAUGCUCAGCAGGCUCUGCUCAGCCUCGCUUCCAUAAUGAGAAACACAGCCCUGUACUUUGCUGACAAACUUCACCAAGCCCUUCAGGAAACUGAGCCCAAUUUCCAAGUGCUGAUGCGAGUGCUCGUCUCCCGAAGCGAGACUGAUCUUCUAAGCAUCCGGGCUGAGUUCAAGAAGAAAUUUGGGAAGUCUCUGUAUUCUUCUCUCCAGGAUGUAGUCAGAGGGGAUUAUCACUCUGCCCUACUGGCUCUGUGCAGAGCCGAAGACAUCUGAGACCUUCUGGAUCCACCCUGACCUGACA